AUGUCUUGUUGCAUUCGCUCACCACAUUCUGUUGCAAACACCACUUUUGAAGUACCGAAGAAUGAGUUGGAAAAAUAUAAAUGGGAGGAGGCUUUAGGCAUGAAAUUAAAAAAAAGCCAUCGCGUAUGUGCUUCUCAUUUUAAUGAAUGCGACAUAAUAAGCUGUUGGAAUUCUGGUUUGAAUCAUUAUUCGUUUGUAAUCAAAGACAAUAUUAUUAUUAUAACUGAGUCCGGUACUAUGUCACAAGAACGUCUUGAUUCACUGAUGUUAAUUUUUAUCAAGAAAAAAAUGGCAUCAGAAAUCAAUAUUGAAGAAGUAAUAGAUGAAUUCAAAACAUGUGUGCCGAUAAAAAGAAGACUUGAACUUUAG
Macrosiphum euphorbiae (potato aphid) is the source of this 369-nucleotide messenger RNA. The record is from the annotation of a GenBank genome assembly. NCBI's taxonomy places the organism in Eukaryota, Metazoa, Arthropoda, Insecta, Hemiptera, Aphididae.